Cylindrotheca closterium is the source of this 366-nucleotide messenger RNA. The record is from the annotation of a GenBank genome assembly. Lineage: Eukaryota; Bacillariophyta; Bacillariophyceae; Bacillariales; Bacillariaceae.
AUGCCAAGCCAGAAAAUCGAACGUAAAUGCUUGGGCGAUGUCACCAACCAGGUUUCCACAUCUUCAGUUGGUCCUUGCCGGAAAAUUCAGCUAGAACAGAAGGUCCUUGAAUUGAAUGAUCGACUGGAUGCCCUGAGUGCCAAAUUCGAAACCUUAAUUUCGAAUGUGCAAAGACAGGAUCAUGAGAUCUCGAGAUUAUCGACGAUUUCAACAACUAGCGGUGACGUGGUCGAUUGCUCGUCCUUGGCGCAAACUCCAUCUUCGGCCGUAGAAGAACGGAGCAUGAAAGAACAGGUGAAACGUUCGAUCUUGGGUGAUGAAGGUUAUUCCAUUUAUCGCAAAACUCUGAAGUCAAGUCGACAAUGA